Molecule: messenger RNA, 2278 nt
Organism: Cydia pomonella (codling moth)
Lineage: Eukaryota; Metazoa; Arthropoda; Insecta; Lepidoptera; Tortricidae
Exons: 1
Coding region: 1-1752 (583 amino acids)
Molecular function (GO): zinc ion binding; nucleic acid binding
Source: RefSeq, a predicted model, not a curated record
AUGACUACAACAGGGCCGAAUGUGAAUCACAAGACCGGCAACCAACCUGACACCACCACUGAAACCGACAUUGGUAAUCUAGCUGCAUUCUUGCAGCGCCUGCAGCCACAACAGCAGCGGCAGCCGCGGCCUCAGCAACAACCGCUGCCGCAGCCGCAGCCGCAAACACUGCCGCUGUCACAGUCGCAGCAGCCGCUGCAAGAAUCGCAAACACAGACCCUGACACAGACGCAGACCGGCAAGACCAAAGCCAAGAGCUCCAAAAAGCUCAAGAUCGAAAACCAGAUCGAGAUUGGAGCAUAUGCGUCGGAAGUGGUAGAUAUUGAUACCUUCUUCUCUGUCGUUGGCCACCUGGCCAGAUUUACUAAUAAGGCGGUCAAUGAGGAGAAGAGUGUAAAUAGGGCAAAUAAAGAUGCCAUCACGAGAGCAUCGCUCGAAAUCACACUGGCUCUAGAUAAAAUGAGGCAUAUAAUGAGAUAUGACAUUCAACCAUCCAAAGUGCGUGAAAUUCGCCAGGUGAUUGAGGACGCUAGAAGCCCACCUCCAACUAGAAGCCAGUCCCGACUUUCUGCUGCUGUGAUAUCUCCGGCAAGAACAGAAAGUGUCGAGGGACACGGCAGGAUGAAUGGGACAGGAGACACGGAAUUUCUGCAUGGGAUCAAUCAGAAACUGGACGAAUUACCAAAGACAAAAGAACUGGCUCGAAUAAUCAAGGAAACCAUCCGUCACGAGCUGGAUGAAAUAAAAGAUCAUCUUCAGAAACUCCCAGCCCGCGCUGAAAUCGGCGAACAAAAAAGGCUAAAAGACCUAGUGGACAAAGAGGAUGAAAGCAAAGAAACCGAUGACGGGGACUUUGUCGAGGUAGUCAGCAAAAACGCAAGAAAGAAGGCUCGUGCGCUAGCUAAAGUGCAAAACAGAACUGACACCUCGGCCGCGCUCCCCGCUGUUGCGACACAGAUGACACCACCCAAGACAACGAAGGGAGAAAGAAACACCAACAACACUGUGAACACCAGCUACGCUGUAGUAUUAGAAUCACUGGACCCUCGCAAAGAAAGUAAGGAGGCAUUGCAGGAGGUCCAGGAGAAGGUUGACCUGGUUGAGCUGGGUGUAGGAAUUAAGGGCCUGCGGCACACCAAGACAAAUAAAGUUGUCAUACAGUGCGAGACUGAGGAGGACAGAGUUGUACUCAGCACCGCCAUUAAAAAUAAAACCACAGGCGUCACAGUUGGGGUUCCGCAACUCAGGAACCCAUGUGUAAAAAUAAUCGGAGUUAUUAAGGAUAACGCAGGUGAACGCUCAGUGGAUGCCCUGGUAAAACAGAAUCCCAAAAUCAUGACCGGCAUUAGAGAAGAAGACAGGCAAAUAAGACACAUACGCAGUGUUAAAGGGCGCAACGAUCUUCUGAGAAAUGUUGUAGUAGAGGUUAGCCCACAAUUGUAUAACAGAUUAAUUGAACAGAAAGUGAAGAUUGGCUACCAAUCUGUCCCCGUGGUCGAUCAGUCACCGGUCAUGCAAUGUUAUAAUUGCAUGGGCUACGGUCACCGUGCUGCCAACUGCACAGCAAGUAGCAAAUGCGGGCGCUGUGCAGAGGAACACGCCACACGCAACUGUCCUAAAGCUUCCUCGGCGGAGUGCUGCACAAACUGUCGUGGGAGCGACGGUGAUCACAGCCAUCCUGCAUACAGCCAAGACUGCCCGGAAUGGAUCAAGUGGGACCGGUUAGCGAGAAUGUCCAUCCGGUACUGCUAAGGGCCUCCCUGCAGGAAACACAAAAGGCAACCAACACAUAUCUGUUAUGCAAUGCAAUUUGGGCAAAGGACAUAAUGCCAUGCAAGAGAUGUUGCAAAGCCUCAAAGAAAAUGAGUUUGACGUUGUCUGUAUGUCGGAGCCAUUUGUGAGCAACAACAAAACACUGGUCACUUAUAUUGAGGGGUAUGACAUCUACCAGCACUCUGACAACAGUAACCGAACAAAAGCAUGUAUUGCAGUUAGGAAAAAAUUAGGCAGCUACAUUGGACUCACACAAUACACAACUAAGAAUUUCGCGGUGAUAGAAUUAACACCAGCCAGUAACAACAAUAACAAUAACAAAAAGCUGCUCAUCUCCUCAAUCUAUGUUGAACCAGGAGAGGAUCCCUCUAACACGAUGACGCACCUGGAGCAGUUCCUCCAACAAAAUCCAAACAGGGAACACAUCGUGUGCGGGGACCUUAACGGAUGGCAUACCGCAUGGGGCUCUGUUAAAAAUAAUGACCGAGGGAGAACUGUGUAUGAU